AUGCCUGUACCAAGCUCAAUCACAUCAAAUCAGCACAUUGUCGUUCUCGGUGGCGGUGUCAUCGGCGUCACCACCGCCGUCACCCUCGCUAGACAAGGCUACAAGGUUACCGUUUGCGCUAGAGAUCUCCCCACAGACUCAGAGUCCACUGGAUUCGCUUCUCCUUGGGCUGGCGCAAACUGGGCCACCUUUGCCUCCAAAUAUGAUUACAGACUGCAGAGGUGGGAGGAGCACACUUUCAAGCAGCUCUGGAACCUCAUCCCCACUGGCCACGUAAUGGAACUGCCAAUCACCGUUUACAAGUCAGAGCAAGGCAUUAAAGAUCUUUGGCACAAGCACCUCACUCCAAACUUCCGUAGAGUUCACCCACCUUGUGCUAAACCAGGCGUCUCUGGUGCCGCCUUCACCUCUGUCUCACUCUCAGCCCCAGACUACCUCCAGCACCUCUACAAGACAGCUGUACAGCUUGGUGUGGGCUUUAUUAGGAAGUCAUUCAAUUCUAUCCACGAGCCUUUUCAAGGCGCUCAUGGUAUCCCAACUGCUGAUCUAGUCGUUAACGCCACUGGCCUUGGUGCGCGCAAGUUGGACGGUUGCAACGACCCUCAAGUCAUGCCUAUACGCGGUCAAACAGUCGUGGUCGACGCUCCUAAUGUCAAAGAAUGCGUCAUGGCUCUUGAUAGCUCAUACAGCUCAGAAUCAGCAUACAUCAUUCCAAGACCAAAUGGCCAAGCUAUCUUGGGUGGCUGUUUCCAAGUCGGCAACUGGGACACUGAGGUGGAUAUCGACAUGGGUCAACGCAUUCUCGAACGCUGCUUCGAAUUAAACAAGAAUCUUAGCCCUACUGGUAAAUUUGAAGAUAUUAAAGUCGUGCGUCAUAACGUUGGCCUUCGUCCUGCUAGAGAGGGUGGAGCUAGAUUGGAAUUUGAGUUGCUCGAAGAUCCGCAAGGUUUCGAUGAAGGUCACCCAGUCGUACACGCUUACGGUAUUGGACCUGCUGGAUAUCAAUGCAGCUGGGGAAUGGCUAGGGAUGUGUUCAAUCUGGUAGACGAACACCUUAAGCCAACAAGAUCACUGGAUAUGGUUGCAACUACCGACUCAAUCAAGCAAAGUGCGAACACAACACCAAGAAGCUGUCCAGUUGCACCAACAACUACACGCUCACGUUCAUCAAGCCAAAGAUGGAUACCACAAUCACCAAUUAUCUCACCUCAAACGGUGUUAAUCUAA
This is a messenger RNA of Wallemia ichthyophaga EXF-994, 1227 nucleotides long. RefSeq names its product D-amino-acid oxidase. The record is from RefSeq and is a predicted model, not a curated record. NCBI's taxonomy places the organism in Eukaryota, Fungi, Basidiomycota, Wallemiomycetes, Wallemiales, Wallemiaceae. The coding region runs from base 1 to 1227 and encodes 408 amino acids. Gene Ontology annotation, molecular function: D-amino-acid oxidase activity; FAD binding. The transcript has 3 exons.